Molecule: messenger RNA, 3711 nt
Organism: Podospora anserina S mat+
Lineage: Eukaryota; Fungi; Ascomycota; Sordariomycetes; Sordariales; Podosporaceae
Exons: 2
Coding region: 1-3711 (1236 amino acids)
Biological process (GO): protein import into peroxisome matrix
Cellular component (GO): peroxisome; cytosol; peroxisomal membrane
Molecular function (GO): ATP binding; ATP hydrolysis activity
Source: RefSeq, a predicted model, not a curated record
AUGGCGCCGCGCAAGAACGCGCAGUCAACGGCUGCCGAAAUAUCACUGGUACAUCUACAGAACUGUUUUGCAAACCUGCCCCAGUCGCUGGCCUCUUUGCUCGCCAACGUCAACACUCCCGCUCAAAAUGUCAUUGUCGAACUCACCUACCGCGUCCCUACCCCUCCUGGCUCAGGGGCUGCAGCAUCGUCCACCAAGUCCAUCUACCUAGGAUGGACCGGCAUGCCCAGCAAGCGCAGAGUCGCCCCGAUCGUAGACAGAAACGGUAUCAAUGGGUCAAGAAGCGGCCGUGAUCAGGAAGUUCCCCUCGUGGAAAUCGACGCAACGCUGGCUGCAACCGUGGGGUUGAAGGAUGGACAAAAGGUCACAGCGACGAUACACUUCGACCCCCCUAUGGCGACCACCGUCAACAUUGAGCCUCUGACGCCCGAGGACUGGGAGAUGAUUGAAUUACAUGGUAGCUUCCUGGAGGACAACUUGUUGUUCCAGAUCCGCGCGGUACCAAAUCCCACUUAUGCGCCUGGAGGCGUUCUUGCUGGUGCGCAUCCAUUGACGCUUCACCUCUCACAAACGUCGACCGCGAGCAUUAAAGUACUUUCCCUCGACCCCCCACUGUCGGCAGAUUCCCCCUUUGCCAAGAUCGCCCCCGACGCCGAGGUUAUCGUGGCCCCGAAGACCAGGCAAAAGCAACGAAGUAGCAAGGACAACAGAAGUGUGGGCGGUGCCUCGAGGAAGAGUGGAAAGAGCACAGGGAGUUCCAGGCGGAAAAGUGUCAAAGAAGAGAAAAGGCCAGUUCUGUUCUUCCGCAGCGUUGACAAGAAAAACUGCCUGGAGUGGUUUGACGAGGGAGUAGAGGUGGACGAUCUCAGUGUGUGGGUCGAUACGGAUAUGCUCUUUACCAAGGAGCUGAAAGGAGUGAACUAUGUUGCGGUCAGUCUGGUGCGCCCAGCAGGACUCCAACAACCGCUCGAUUCGCAGACACAACCUCAGGAGGCAGACCCAGCAUCCAAAGCAUCCACCAAAAUCAUUGCCCACCUGCGUUCUUGGGAAGAGCCGCCAGAUGGACAGACCGCAGCACUCUCAACCAGUCUGUGUGCCGCUCUCGGCUGCCAGGGACUUGUGGGAGGGGUUGUGAAGAUUGAGCCCGCCCCUACACCGUUGCCAAAGAAGACGCCAGAUCAGGAGGGAAUCAACCGCGAUUCGGUUCAAAAAAUCAAGGUUUUCCCCUUUCAAACAACAAAACCUACGAUAUCAGCAGGCCUCAAAUUUGGUGGACAGUCGAAAGCCGAGCGCGAAGAGGGUGCCAAUCAAGUCAAACAUAUCUAUGGCACCGAGGGUAAUUCAUUGCUGGCUGGACCGUUGACGGAUGGCCAGGUUCUCGGAGUUCACGAUGGCAUGACAUUCCCACGAGGUUGGGAAGGUGCUGUUGUCCGAUUUGAACCUUCUCAGCCAACCUCUCAGAGUGGCAAGAAGCCCCUGAGCUGGAUCUUGGGAUCAGAGUGGAGGUUGCCCAUCUCCAUUCAACCACCAAUUCCUAAGCCUGCUUGGCUUACUGAGUUUGAAGCUGAGCUAGCCACUGAACCGUCUGAUUCUCUGCUCGUAGGCAUCGACUCGUUGCUUGACAAGCUCAAGACUCAUGUUAUGCAUAUGUCUUCGGUUCUCUUGACAGGCGGUCAGGGUGCUGGCAAGACCUGUGUGGCACAACACAUUGCCCAUGCUUUGCGGUCAUCUCAACUGUUUCACACCACUUACUUUUCCUGCACAAAGCUCUUGGGUGAUGAGAGCCGGGUCACCACUAUCAAGGAGACCCUUAACCGUCUGUUUAUGGCUGCCAGCUGGGGUGCCAGGCUUGGUGGCAAGGCGCUCGUGAUCCUUGAUGAUUUGGACAAGCUCUGCCCAGCAGAGACAGAACUCCAAGUAGGCAACAACAAUGCCCGUGCUCGGCAGAUCAGCGAGGCGAUUUGCUCCAUGGUCAAACAAUACUGCGGCCGGGACAGCAAUGUUGUCUUGCUGGCCACCUGCCAGGGCAAAGAGUCUCUUCACAACGUCCUCGUAGGCGGUCACAUCGUUCGUGAGAUUGUCGACCUGGCCGCUCCCGACAAGGAAACCAGACGUCGUAUCAUGGAAGCUCUCACCAAACAAGGCUCCGUCUCUCCGGAAGAUUCCUAUGCCAACGACGAUGACCCCGAAGACAUCAGCCGCCCCACUACCGCAGAUGGCAGCGCCACCGAUGGUGACGGAGACGGCUGGAUGGACGGUCCCAGCCGCCCUCCACGCCAAAACACUCGCGCCAAACCAAGUGGCUUCAUCCUCGAUGCCGAUCUCGACUUCCUCGACAUCGCCGGCCAGACAGACGGCUACAUGCCCGGCGACCUCAUCCUCCUCAUCUCCCGCGCCCGCAACGAGGCCCUUUCCCGCUCCGUCACCUCUUCUCUGUCCUCCAACGUUCCCAAUCCAAACCUAACCACCAUCCACCUCUCCCGCGCGGACUUCACCUCCGCCCUGAAAGGCUUUACCCCUGCUUCCCUCAGAAACGUAACCCUCCAAUCCUCCACCACGACUUUUGCCUCGAUCGGUGGUCUCCAGGAAACCCGCCAGGUCCUCCUGGAAACACUGCAGUAUCCCACCAAAUACGCCCCCAUUUUCGCCCAGUGCCCCCUGCGGCUCCGUUCAGGGUUGUUGUUAUACGGCUACCCAGGCUGCGGCAAAACCCUCCUCGCCUCUGCCGUCGCGGGCGAGUGCGGCCUGAAUUUCAUCUCGGUCAAGGGACCAGAGAUUCUGAACAAGUACAUUGGUGCCUCUGAAAAAUCCGUCCGCGACCUCUUUGCCCGAGCCUCGGCCGCUAAGCCGUGCGUGUUGUUCUUUGACGAGUUUGACAGCAUCGCCCCCAAGAGAGGCCACGACUCGACUGGUGUGACAGACAGAGUAGUCAACCAGCUUUUGACGCAGAUGGAUGGUGCGGAAGGACUGUCUGGUGUUUACGUGCUCGCUGCUACCUCCCGGCCGGAUUUGAUCGACCCUGCGUUGCUACGACCGGGAAGAUUGGACAAGAGUUUGCUCUGUGACUUUCCCAACGAGGAAGACAGAUUGGAUAUCAUCCGUGCGUUGGCCGGGAAAGUGAAGGUAGAUGAAGAAGUUUGGGGGGAUGAGGGGGUGCUGAGGGAGUUGGGGAGGAGGACGGACGGGUUCAGCGGGGCGGAUUUGCAAGCGCUGGUUAGUAAUGCGCAGUUGGAGGCUAUUCAUGAUGUUUUGGGGGAUAGGGAGACUUCUGCCACGGUUGUUACUAGGAGGGGGGAGAAGGGUAACAAGGGGACGGGAAGGACGAGGGAUUUCUUGCAGUUCAAGUAUGGGGAGGAGGAGGUGAAUGGGGAUGUGGGGGUGCCGAAGACGAGGCAGCAGAUGCUGGCUGAGCAGGCGGCUAUUGUGGGGAAGUUGGAGGGGAUUAAAGCUGCGAGGAAGAGGAGCAAGGUUGCGCCAGCGGGGCAGAAGCAGCUGGAGGAUAAGAAGGAGGUUGAUGCUGGGGGGAACAAGGAGGUGGUGAUUAAGUGGGCGCACUUGGAGAAGGCGUUGGAGGAGACGAGGGCUAGUAUUUCUAGGACGGAGAGAGCGAGACUGGAGAGGAUUUAUAGGGAGUUUGUGGAUGGGAGGAGUGGGGAGAUGAAGGAUGGGCAGGGGAGUAUGGAGAUUGGGGGGAGGAGUAGUUUGAUGUAG